AUGGCGGCUUACAACUGCACAUUUGAUGUAAUAGCCAAGGGAGAAGAGUGGCUCUGUCCCCGUGAAGGAAAAUGUGACAAUCUAACCUCUGACAUGAACGCAAGCCACAUCAGUGAUGCCUGUCUGCCAGAAGAGGAGUAUCUGGAAAAAUAUCUGGGCCCUCGUCGAUCAUCUGUUUUCUUACCCAUCUGCCUGAUCUAUCUCAUCAUCUUCUUGAUUGGCAUCGUCGGAAAUGUGCUGACGUGCACGGUCAUCGCACGCAACAAAGUCAUGUGGACGCCAACAAAUUACUACUUGUUCAGCUUAGCCGUGUCCGACCUGCUGGUGCUGCUUCUUGGCAUGCCAUUAGAGCUGUAUGAGCUGUGGCAGAACUACCCGUUUCUCCUGGGGAAAGCUGGCUGCUAUUUCAAAACCUUUUUAUUUGAGAUGGUCUGCCUGGCAUCCAUCCUCAAUGUGACAGCGCUAAGUGUGGAGCGUUACAUUGCGGUGGUGCACCCACUGCGAGCAAAGUAUGUUGUGACACGCACACACGCCAAGCGGGUCAUCUUCACAGUAUGGGGCGUGUCAGUGUUGUGUGCUGUGCCCAACACAAGUCUGCAUGGGAUCGUCACCCUCCACAGGCACUUCGCCGGCCCCACUGGAAACGCAAAUGUGGAAAUUCGUGACUCUGCCAUAUGUACGCUUGUGAAGCCACACUGGGUGUACAACCUGACCAUUCAGGUGACCACCUUCUUUUUCUUCAUCCUCCCCAUGCUCACAAUCAGCGUUUUAUACAUGCUCAUUGGGCUGCAGCUGAAGCGUGAAAAGAUGUGCCAGGCGUUGGAGGCAAACUCGAGUUUCGGACAAGACAGCUUCUGUAACAUCCGAACACAGCAGCAAAAGGCACGUCGCCGGCAGGUCACAAAAAUGUUAUUUGUUUUAGUCGUGGUGUUUGGAAUCUGCUGGGCACCGUUUCACACUGACCGCCUCAUGUGGAGUUUCAUCAGCGACUGGACUGACACCCACCUGGAAGUCUUUGAGUACGUGCACAUCAUCUCCGGCGUGUUUUUCUACCUCAGCUCAGCAGUCAACCCCAUCUUGUACAACCUCAUGUCCACACGCUUUCGAGAGAUGUUCAAGGAAGUGAUGUGCCAUCGGCCGCAUCACAUUACUCCCAGAAAACACUCGCUCAGUGUCACCCGGGUGACGCUUCGCAGCACCCUCAGUGAUGCUCCGCUCGGCAACGGGGGCGUCGCUUCUGAGUCCAACACAAAAGGUGGAGAAGUGAAAAUGAAGGAUGAGAACAGCUUUUCAUUGAAACUGCAAACUUAA
Messenger RNA from Salarias fasciatus (jewelled blenny), 1311 nucleotides. RefSeq names its product neuromedin U receptor 1a (gene nmur1a). The record is from RefSeq and is a predicted model, not a curated record. The coding region runs from base 1 to 1311 and encodes 436 amino acids. Gene Ontology annotation, molecular function: neuromedin U receptor activity. Gene Ontology annotation, biological process: neuropeptide signaling pathway. The transcript is spliced from 2 exons. Gene Ontology annotation, cellular component: plasma membrane. NCBI's taxonomy places the organism in Eukaryota, Metazoa, Chordata, Actinopteri, Blenniiformes, Blenniidae.